Messenger RNA from Gossypium raimondii (Peruvian cotton), 1578 nucleotides. RefSeq names its product pentatricopeptide repeat-containing protein At5g18390, mitochondrial-like. Gene Ontology annotation, molecular function: protein binding. Lineage: Eukaryota; Viridiplantae; Streptophyta; Magnoliopsida; Malvales; Malvaceae. The record is from RefSeq and is a predicted model, not a curated record.
AUGCUCUGGUCUGCACAGCUGCUCCACAAAUAUAGAAAUAAAUCACAAAACAUUCUCUGUUCCUUUAGGACCCUAACCUUAGCAAAUUCUCCCCAAGGUACUUCUGUUUCCAUCCCUUCUGUUUCGAAAGAUGACUAUUUUGCAGCUAUCCACCACAUUUCCAACAUCAUUCGUCGUGAAGUUCAUCCAGAGCGCACUCUCAACCGCAUGAACCUUUCUGUGAACUCUGAACUUGUAUUCCGCAUACUUGCUUCCUGCUCAAACUCUACAGAAUCUCUUCGCUUCUUCUCAUGGGCCCGUUCCCACUACACCCCCACCUCCGUCGAAUUUGAGGAGCUAGUCAAGAUCCUCAUUCUCCAUAGGAAGUAUGAAUCCAUGUGGAAAACCAUUCAACAAAUGCAAAAGCAGCAGCUUAGCCUUUCUUGUGAUAUCCUGUCUUUUAUCAUUGAAGAGUACGGGAAGAACGGCCUCAUAGACCAGGCUGUGGAAGUUUUCAACAAAAGCACUAAUUUAGGUUGCAAACAGACCGUUAGCGUUUACAAUUCAUUGCUCUUUGCACUUUGUGAGGUGAAGAUGUUCCAUGGAGCAUAUGCAUUAAUCCGGAGGAUGAUUAGGAAAGGUGAGUUACCAGACAAGAGGACAUACACAGUUCUGGUGAAUGGAUGGUGUUCCUCCGGGAAGAUGAAGGAAGCGCAAGACUUCUUGGAGGACAUGAGCAAGAAGGGGUUUAAUCCUCCGGUUCGAGGUCGAGAUUUGUUGAUAGAAGGUUUGUUGAAUGCAGGUUAUCUUGAAUCAGCCAAGAAAAUGGUAAGAAGAAUGACCAAGGAAGGGUUUGUGCCUGACAUUGCUACAUUUAAUUCUUUGGCGGAAACAAUCUGUAAAACUGAGGAGAUUGAUUUCUGCAUCGAUAUGUAUCAUAGUGUUUGUAAAUUGGGGCUUUGUCCGGAUAUUAAUACUUACAAAAUAUUGAUACCUGCAGCUUCAAAAGUUGGUAGGAUCGACGAGGCUUUUAGACUUUUAAAUAAUUCAAUUGAACAAGGUUAUAAGCCAUUCCCUAGUUUGUAUGCACCUAUAAUCAAAGGCUUGUGUAGGAAAGGGCAGUUUGAUGAUGCAUUUAGCUUUUUCGGUGAGAUGAAGAUCAAGGGUCAUGCUCCAAACAGACCGGUCUAUACAAUGUUGAUAACAAUGUGUGGACGUGGAGGCAGAUUUGUAGAGGCAGCAAAUUAUUUGGUGGAGAUGACUGAGCUGGGAUUAGCACCAAUUUCAAGGUGCUUUGAUAUGGUUACGGAUGGUUUAAAGAAUUGUGGGAAGCAUGAUCUGGCUAAGAGGAUAGAGCAGUUGGAGGUUUCCCUUCGACAUGUUUGAUGCUGCAAUUCAGAAUUGAAGAUUAUAGCAAAUCCCAUUGUCACAAUACUUGACAGCUCAAUGUAGUUAUUAACUUCUGAAAGGUCAGUUCCUGUUUCGGGAUUUGUUUACUUCUAAUUUAGUUUUGAUUCAUUUUAUUUCUGACCUUGUUCGAUACUAGUUAUACAUUUUAAGUUCUACCCCACAAAAGUCUCAUUGAGAAUUACUUGGUUA